Messenger RNA from Oreochromis niloticus (Nile tilapia), 972 nucleotides. Its product is annotated as olfactory receptor 11A1-like. Gene Ontology annotation, cellular component: membrane. Gene Ontology annotation, molecular function: G protein-coupled receptor activity; odorant binding; olfactory receptor activity. Gene Ontology annotation, biological process: detection of chemical stimulus involved in sensory perception of smell; G protein-coupled receptor signaling pathway. The coding region runs from base 1 to 924 and encodes 307 amino acids. The record is from RefSeq and is a predicted model, not a curated record. NCBI's taxonomy places the organism in Eukaryota, Metazoa, Chordata, Actinopteri, Cichliformes, Cichlidae. The transcript has a single exon.
AUGACAGUAAACUCAUCUCAGAGUUCAUUCUUCGUGUUCAGCGCCUAUUUUGACUGCGGGCAUUUGAAAUAUUUAUUUUUUGUGAUUGUUAUGUCUUUAUAUUUUUUAACCAUUACUGCCAAUGUCCUGCUGAUUGUUGUUAUCUGUGUGAACAGAAGCUUACAUGAACCUAUGUACAUGUUUUUGUGCAGCCUGUUUGUGAAUGAGCUGUAUGGUAGUACAGGGCUGUUUCCGUCCCUCCUGAUUCAGAUCCUCUCUGAUGUUCACACUGUUUCUGCUCCUUUGUGCUUCCUGCAGGUUUUCUCUGUGUACUCUUAUGGCUCUGUGGAAUUUGCCAGCUUAGCCGUCAUGUCUUAUGACAGAUAUCUUGCUAUUUGUUAUCCUUUGGAAUAUAACAUGCGAACGACAUCCUGCAAGGUGGCCAUGCUUAUUGCUCUAAGUUGGUUGUCUCCUUUUCUUGCAAUUGUUGUUCUGAUGUCCUUACUUGUCCCUCUGCAGCUGUGUGGGAACAUCAUUAACAAAGUGUACUGUGACAACUACUCCAUUGUUAAACUGGCCUGUUCUGACAUCACAGUCAAUAACAUCUAUGGCCUCAUUGCCACUUGUCUCACGAUCCUAUGCCCUGUAUCUCUGAUUCUCUACACCUACAUGAGGAUCCUUAAAAUCUGUUUUUCUGGAUCCAAACAGACCCGACAGAAAGCCGUCAGCACCUGCACGCCUCACCUUGCUUCUCUGCUCAACUUUUCCUUCGGCUGCUUUUUUGAAAUUCUGCAGAGCAGGUUUAACAUGAGCAGUGUACCCAGCAUGCUGAGAAUAUUUUUAUCAUUAUACUUUCUAACAUGUCAACCUCUAUUCAACCCUUUAAUGUAUGGACUGACCCUGUCCAAAAUCUCUCUCACCUGUAAAAAAACUACUCUGUGCUGACAUGUAGAACAACACUGUUAUUAUAUCUGUGCUAUUAGUAAAACUAAC